AUGUCGCUAGACUGUUCAUCUGACGGUUUGGAAGCCCAAAGGUCUCGAUUGCCUCCAACUCAAAGGAAGUUUUCAUUGACAAGUGAAGAAGAUGCAACAAUGUCCAAAGGACAUACACCCGAUUCAGGCUGCUGUGACGAUAUUAGUGACUUAGACGCUGCCUGCUUAAAUGACAGUGGUGAUGAACGUCUGGUUUCAGAUACUGAUGUACAGAUUAGAAAUAUUGUCUGUGCUAUUGAGGCCGUUUCCUUGGAAAGUAUUACGAGUGGGAUAUCCUCUGGAUCGAGUGCGUCUGAAGACAGACUAGACCUUCUUAGGUGUGUAACCUCCCUCUCAAAUGUGUGCUCACGACCCCCAGCAGAUACUGCAUGGCAUCACAGGAGAAAAGUCAGAUCUGCCGUCAACAAAAAAUCAUCAACGGAUUCUAUGCUGUUUGUCAAGAAAAAAUGUAGUUUUAUUUGUGAUUCAAUAUCAGGUUUGAAUACAUUUCGAGAUCAGCAAAGACGCAAAUCCAUGACUGCAUUUUCUGUUCAUGAUGAAACGAACUCAAAAGUUUCUUGUGAUAAUUCGAAUGAUUGGUGUAACGUUAACUCAUCAGACAAGCAAAGUGAUGUUAGCACCAGACUGAAACAUUGCGCUUCAAACAAAGAAUUACGAAGGACAGAUUCGAAGUAUGAUCCAACUCUUGAAAAGUCUAAGACUUUUCUACACGGACAAGGCAAAACGUUCAGUAGGGCAAACGAAUAUCUAACGCCUGCAAGACCAGGAUUACGGAAGUUACAAGUGAGUUACACUCAGACGAACACAGAAAAUAAUUACAGGAAGAUAUUUUACGACUUAGUCAAAUCUGCUCAUCGACAGAACAUUAUUGUGUCGGAAUCAGUUAGAAAUCUAGAACGAAGAUUGUUCUUCAGACGGAGCGAUCCACAUCGAGCCACCUCUUACUUCGAACACAAAGGCCUACGAGAUCCCUCGAGAUCUUACAGGAAGAAAAUGGCGAGAACAACUGCAGAUAAAAUAAAAGAGAGAAAGGAGAAAAUUAAACAGACUUCUGAUGAGAUUAAGAUAGGCUAUGUUCCGAGAGAACAGACGAUUACACUACCUGGCCCGGAAGAAAUAGAGGAAUUACGAACUUGUAGAUAUCUAAGAGUCCACCCGAAAUUCCAGGAUAUUUAA
Messenger RNA from Ylistrum balloti, 1176 nucleotides. RefSeq lists its product as uncharacterized. The transcript has a single exon. Lineage: Eukaryota; Metazoa; Mollusca; Bivalvia; Pectinida; Pectinidae. Bases 1 to 1176 code for a protein of 391 amino acids. The record is from RefSeq and is a predicted model, not a curated record.